Molecule: messenger RNA, 2920 nt
Organism: Dendroctonus ponderosae (mountain pine beetle)
Lineage: Eukaryota; Metazoa; Arthropoda; Insecta; Coleoptera; Curculionidae
Exons: 18
Coding region: 230-2743 (837 amino acids)
Biological process (GO): signal transduction
Source: RefSeq, a predicted model, not a curated record
GGUGAGCCUGAGUUUUCGGAUUUUUGCAAAUUGCUGCCUUUAUUAGCGAGUGGCAGCCCCAGAAAGACGGAAAACUGGAUAGUCAGCAGUCGUUGACCGUUGGGCGAUUCAAACAUGGCGCAAAUGUCCCGACCAAUAGCCUAAAGUCAUUUUUGACAACGUCAAACAGUUUGAAAUCUCCGGAUAUUUUGCAAACAUUUGUUAUGUCCGGGCGAUUAUCGCUUGUAAAAUGUUCAUUAACGAUGUGAACCGGAAAGAAGAGAUUCGAAGCAUUGCCGUGCAACAUUUGCGAAAAUAUGGAAUCAAAUACAGGCCGAAGAAGCAGCGCCCCGUCACACAGGCGCAGAUAUGUGGAAAGAAGCUUUUCAAAGUGCCCCUUGACGGCCUCGCGACCGAAACCGUAACCCUUCCCAAUGGGCAGCAGCUGAUUGUGCCCAAAAGGCUGCAGGAGAUGUGCACCUACAUUUUGUCCAAAGUGCAGACUGAGGGCAUUUUUAGGAAAGAAGGCUCCAAGGCCAGGCAACACGAAAUCAAGCUGUCUUUGGAUAGGGGCCAUCCAUUGGGUGUCGAGCACCAUGUAAUUGAUGUCGCCGCCGUGCUAAAAUGCUUCUUACGCGAACUUCCCGAGCCCCUUAUAGCGCCUGCUUUGAACGAUCUAUUUCUCAUGUGCAGUCUGGAUAAGCGACCGAAAAGGGAUGUGAUUGAGUGCCUGUUGCUGUCCUGUUUACUGUUGCCCAGCAAAAACCUCAACGUUCUGUCCUAUUUAAUGCAGUUCUUCAAUGAAGUGGCCAGCUUUUCACUUCACAAUAAAAUGAACUUCAGCAACCUGUCGAUUUUAGUGGGACCAAAUAUAUUUCCCAUCGAUGAAAAGGUGGCACCCAAAAGCUCUUUGACCAUCACCAGAAUAUGCGAAAUUACCCGACUAUUGAUAGAGAACUCGAAGAGCAUCGGCGUGAUCCCUGAGUACAUAAUGGAGCAAAUCGGUCAGCUGUCGGACUUGGAGAGCGAAAAGAGGCGCAAAAUCAAGCGAAGAAGUGGUUCGUUAACAAGGAUGCUCAACGGUCUGAAGAAAAUUGUCAGCAGUAAAACGGAGGAAGUGGGCCGACAACCGGCCACUCCGGACGUGUUACUCACCCCCUCAAUACACGCUUCUAUGAAGAAGAAAAAAGGCGACAGUGGGCUCUCCCUGAAGCGCAAAAAAGAGGUGCUGCGCAAGCUGCCCGACUGUGCGCUUCUAAACACGCCGUUUACUCCGAGCAAAACUCCCGUUUGCGCCAAUCCCAACGGAAAGAAAACGGCGAACGAACACGAAAGCGUGCCAGACUUGGCCAAAGAGAAGAAAAUGCACUGGUACAUGCGAAGCCGCAGCAUGAAGAACCUAAAGGAGGAGGAUGCGAAUGCGUCCAGCAGCAACAGCUCCAGGCGGAACAGCAUCGGCCCCAAGACGCUUUUGGAGCGCCGCUGGUCAGCAGUCAGUAACGCUGCUGCCUUCAGAAAAAAGAAACGGCACUCUUGUGCGGCCCCCAAAGUGGAUCAAGUGAGCUCCAUUCCGUCCCAUCCGGAAGACCCCGAGUACGUGCGCGUGUCCAAAACCGAAUACGAAGAGUUCAAGAACCGAGUGUCUGCUAUAGAGCGGCGAAUUUCGAUCGAACUGGACAACGUGCAGUCGCACAUGCAAAACGAUAAUAACGUCAACUGCGAAAUCGACACCAACAUCGAUAACGUGCAGUCCGCCUACGAGAAAACCCUCGAAACGGCGUCGCUGAGCCCCAGCACCGACCAGUUGGCGCGCCGAUUGAGCCGCGAUUUGAAGAUACGGCGCAGCGCUGAGCAGAAGAUUAUCAGGUCGCCCAGCGCCAGGAAAAUCGGCACUCUUCGACGAAGGUCUACAGAGCGGGAGAAGAAGAACGUGCAGGCUCAAGUAGGGCGCACUCAAACUUCCCAAGCUCCUCUGCUGCCCAGAGUGAGCACGCGGCGCCCGAAAAAGCCCCAGCACGAAUCAUUCGACAGCGUGGAGACAGCGCCGCUGACUAAUGGAGUGCAGCGGUCGAUUUCCUUCCCGAAAACGUCGCGACCGACUGCAGCUGAAAGCUCGGACAAACGAAGCAGCCUGACCAACACUUCGUUCGUCCACCCCAGUCCUCUGGAGAUGUGCAGUAGCCGAAACGCUUCCGGAACCUCCCAGGAGCAGUGGGUGAGCGCCGAAGGUUAUUUCGGUGUGACGCCUCAAGAGGAGUCCUCCGGCACCUCCAGAGCCUCGAUCGCGAAGCUCCGAAGCCAGAACUUGGGCAUGGUGAGGGCCAAGGCCAGGCUGUUUGACCACUUGCAAGACGUUGAUACAUCUGGACAGGCGGGGCAAAGUUCCGAAAAGACGCCGCUCAAAACCCCGUCUGCAGACGGUUCCAGAAAGUCCUACAGGAUCAAGUGCAUGCGAGCCGAAGAAAGACGCAGGAAGAAGGGCAGCACCUCGCCUAGACGCAGACAAGCCGUUCUGUCGCAGAAGCAGAAAUUGCAAAGCAUUGGCCGCCAGUAUGCUGCCCGUUGCAACAGCUCCACACAGGACUCCCUGGAUCUCAGCACGCCGCGCAAGGACCUGAACAGCCUCGAUGCGGCCGUAUUGUCGCCCCGCCUCAAAGUGCCCUACAUCAAGGGGCCCCUGGCCCUUAAAACCCCUAAGCGCUUGUGUCGCACACCCGCAGUCGACCGGAGGACGCCCUUUAAAGCCCUGGCCACUCCCCUGUGAAGACUCAACAAUCAACUGAGCCUCGAAGUGUCACCACGAAGUGUUCAAGAGGAUCUCCACAAGGGUCCAAGGGACUGACUUUGACUUUAUAGUUCUAGUUUGUAAAUUGUCUGUUUUUACUUACAAGACACUUGUUUGUGCUUGCUCAAUCUUGUUAAAAUAUACUUUUUUAGGAAC